AGUCGCUGAAGCGAACAGUUGCUGCAUCGCUGCUGCCUCUUUCCAUCUGUUUCCGCUCUGUUCUUCUUCACAAAUCUACGACUUCAGGCAAUUAUUUCAUUCAAGAGGAGGAAGAGGAGCUGAUGAAGGGUUAUUUUGGUUAAUUGCCGACUCACUCUGAACUGGAGGUGAGUGGAAGGGAUUUCUUGCAAUGCCGCAAGGUAACUAGGGAUUCCUCCCUGGGAUUUAUUUGCUGGUUUUUCUGCAGAAAUCUUUGGACAUUUUUUUUGAGUUUUGUGAGCUGAAGCUGCCUGUAAUGGGAAACAGGUGGAAAUGUGAGGGUUAACCCCCCCCACUGUGCUGCAUGUUGGCAAAGCUUCCCUACUUCUCUGCAGCCAAAGAUCCAGACGCUGACAAAUUGCACCUCAAUCAGGUGCAACCUUGGUGUGUGCUGCUCGGUUCUGGGAACACUGGGAUCUGAAGUGAGUGAGCAGAAAUUGGUGGAAGUGGAAGUGGAGGGCGGUUUGGUCGUUUUGUGGACUCGGGGAAGAAGAUGCCAGCCAUCCUGGUGGCCUCAGCCAUGAAGUCAGGACUCCCGAAACCCAAACCGGUUCACAGUGCCCUCCCCAUCCCCCAGGCCCCCAGCAGACCGUCGGCCUUAGCUCUGCCUUCGGCGCCACUCAAGAGCCGGCAGGUGUCCACCAGACCGUCAAGGAGUUCUCCGGAGUCGGAGGCAGCUGGAAACCCUCAGAUCUACACGGACUGGGCCAACCACUACCUUGCCAAGUCAGGACACAAGCGGCUCAUCAAGGAUCUGCAGACGGACGUCACGGAUGGAGUGCUGCUGGCCGAGAUCAUACAGGUCGUCGCCAAUGAGAAGAUUGAUGAUAUCAAUGGGUGUCCCAAAAGCCGUUCUCAGAUGAUUGAGAACAUUGAUGCUUGUUUGAGUUUCCUGGCAGCUAAAGGAGUCAACAUCCAGGGUCUGUCUGCAGAAGAGAUUCGUAAUGGGAAUCUGAAGGCGAUCCUCGGCCUCUUCUUCAGCUUGUCCCGCUACAAACAGCAGCAGCAGCAGGCUCAGCGGCAGAACUCCCAGCCCUGCCUCCCGCCGGCGGCCCAAACCCAGAACACACACCCUCCCCUGAGCCAGCAGAGCAGCGCUCCGGCACAGCUCAGCCACUCUCCGCAUGGGACGCCUGGCCUCGCAGCACAGAAAGCAGCACAGGCCGAGAUGCAGUCCAGGGAUGGUUGUCAGAGUAAACUUCUCAAGUUUUCCAUUGGUCAGAAAAAGAGCUCUAGACUUCCUGGCCCGACAACAAGGGUGUCCACUGCUGGCGGUGACGUCCCUCCCAGAGGCUCGGUCAGCGCUGCUGGAAACCGGCGCAGUCAGGGCUGCAGUGACAAGACCAAAGCAAGUUUACAUCCGAACAAAGAUUCCUUGGAGGGCAUGACCUCACAGCUCUCUGUGAUGACUGAGCAUUCUCCGUCGUCUGCAGUGACCGUCGGCUCCUCCACCAGCGCCAUAUCUGCUACCUCCCACUUGGUUCCUCCAUCUUCCUCCUCGGCCUCCCCGUCUACCGCCAUUCCCCAACCCAACAGCAGCAGCAAACCCUGGAGGAGCAAGUCAACGAGCGCCAAGCACACCAACGCCCAACCGCCAUCGUCCACUAGCAACCCGGCAUCCGCAAUGCAGUCCAACAAGCCAGAGAAGGACGCAUCAACCAAGGUUGAAGCUCCUCCCAAAGCCGCCACCCAGAAGUCGAUGCUUGAGAAACUUAAGCUGUUCAACAGCAAGUCAGGAUCUAAAGCGGCAAUGCCCCAACCGGACGGCGCAGCCCCAGUCCGGACGCCUGUGGAGAGAUCGGAAACCGGCUCCAACACUGAUCCUUUAGAGGAAGAAGAUGGCAACCUUCGACCAGGGAUGAAUGGGACAUCAGCUUCGACAACCGCCAGCAGCCCCAAAAUUGCUCUGAAGGGCAUUGCCCAGCGCACUUUCAGCAGAGCUUUGACUGCCAAGAAGGGUUCAGUGAAAGGCCUGGAAAAGGAGAAAGGGAAGGAGAAGGAGAAAGGGAAGGAGCUGGGCAAACGCGGCACUGAUAGAACGGAGCUAAGGGGGGAGGAACUUAAGGAGGAAGUAACGCCCAUUCCUCCGGAUGUUGAGGCGUCCAACAAAAAGACGUCCAAAAUUGCUAGUUUUAUUCCCAAGGGUGGAAAAGUAGCCAAAAAGGAGAGUUCGACCCCAGCACAAAGCGGAAUACCAAAGCCAGGAGGCAAAGCCCCGGGAGCUGGGGGCAAAGCUUCUUCAGCAAAGGAGGCGGCAGAAAGGCCUCGCAGCAUGCGGCUGGGCGGAGGCGGGCUCGCCAUGCACCGGCUGCCUCUGGAGAGAGACAGGGACAGCAGGCACUCCAGCUCUACCUCCAGCUUGGCCUCCUCUGAAGGGAGGCCUGGCGCCGCCCCGGUGGCGGGUUUAGGCACUACGCAGAGCACGGCCAGCAACACUGUCAGCGUGCAGCUACCUCAGACGCAGCAACUGCACAGCCACCCCAACACGGCUACUGUCGCACCUUUCAUGUACAGAACACAAACAGAUGGCGAGGGAACAGUGAACUCGGAGAGCGGCUCAGUGGGAAGAGGCGGAGACGUUUCCUGCACAAAGACCAGCCAGACCUCCAUCGAAGACCUUUCAGGUGAAGACCCAGAGACCAGACGGCUGCGCACCGUCAAAAACAUCGCAGACCUACGGCAAAAUUUAGAAGAGACCAUGUCUAGUCUGCGGGGAACUCAGGUCACUCACAGUACUCUGGAAACCACCUUUGACGGCAGCGUUACGACAGACAUCAGCAGUGGCGGCGGCGGAUCGUCCGGCAACAACAGUAGCGGCGGCGGGAGCGGUCGAAGCAUCCUCAGCCUCACCUCUGCCCGCUCGUCGCUGUCACCAUGGCGACUGGGGCAGUCCAGCCCUCGUCUGCAGGCGGGCGAUGCCCCUUCUGUUGGGAACGGCUACGGCGGGCGAGGGGGGCGCUAUCUGUACCCUGGGCACCUGCGGAGGCAGCUGGCCGGCAGGGGCGGCGCUCUGUGUGGCGUGGAGCUGGGGGACAGAACCGGAGACGAAAUGGAGCUGGAUGGCCCCGCCAUGGAGGUCACCGGCUACAUGAGCGACGGAGAUGUGCUGAGCAAGAACGUUGUGCGCACUGAUGAUGUCACCAGUGGCUACAUGACUGAUGGAGGUUUGGGUCUCUACACUCGCCGCCUGAACCGACUGCCUGACAGCAUGGCUGCAGUUCGAGAGACGCUCCAUCGGAACGCGUCGUCAGGACAGGGAGACGCCGACAGCUGGGAUGACAGCAGUUCGGUGAGCAGCGGCAUCAGCGACAACAUCGACACAGAUGACAUCAACACCAGUUCCUCCAUCUCCUCCUACGCCAACACACCUGCAGCUCAGCGCAAAGGCCUCAACACACAGCCUGUGACGGAUGCGGAGAAGCACUCUGCCUCCACAACAGCUCACCAGACUUGGACCGGAGACGAGGUGAAACGGCCCGACGGCGGGCUGGACGGCGGCGUCAGGAUGGACGCCAAGUGGAGCCGCAGGAACUGCGACGUGUCCGAUGAGUCGGACAAGGGCUGCUCGGGGAGGAAGACGCCCUCUUUGUCCAACACGGGCUCCUGGAGGAGAGGCAUGAGCGCUCAGGUGGGGGUGACGUCGCCCCGCACAAAAAGCACCAGCAGCACUGGCUCUACGGUUUCAGUCGGCCUGAAGAGCCACGGCUCGGGUAAAACCGACGACGUAAAAGUGUCGGAAAAAGGUCGCCUCUCUCCGCGCUCUAACGGCCUCCAGCGCUCGCCGUCCGACGCGGGGCGCAGCAGUGGCGACGAGGCCAAGAAGCAGCCGGCCCCCACCAGCCGUGCCGCCGCCGCCACCCCGCUGACGCACACCGUCUCAGACCCGCAGUCUCACACGCUCAUGCUGUCGACCCGCACCCCGACCAGCACCUUCGGCUUCAAGAAGCAAGGUCACGGCAUGGUCACCAUAGUAACCGCAAGCGGCGCCACCAUCACCAGCGGCUCGGCCACGUUGGGGAAGAUGCCCAAAUCCGGAGGGCGCUCUCUGUCAUGCGGCUUAAAAUCGGGCGGGCAGGAUGUGGGGUCUGCGUUGGGUCACCAUGACGACGGCUUCCUCCCGAUGAGCGCCCGCUCCACUCUGCAGUACCGCAGCCUGCCCAGGCCCAGCCGCUCGGGGGCCGCCGCCCGUAACAGCAACCGCUCGUCCACCAGCAGCAUCGAGGCGGCCGUGCUCUCCGUCACGUCUCACGGGAAAAACUCGUUUGGCGUCGCCAAGCCCAACGGGUCAGCGGUGCUCCUGGCCAAUCAGACGGAUCGUGAGAAGGGCGUCUCCGAGAUCGACAACCUGAGAGGCGGGAUGCAGAGUGGCCCGGCGGCGGCGGCGGCGGCGGCGGCGGCGGGAAGACAGCAGGUUUCAUCACCAACACUUCGCAGGUUAUUUGGUGGAAAGGCCAGUAAACAAGCUCCAGUCACCACAGCUGAAAACCUGAAGAACUCCACAGUGAUCUCCAACCCCCACGCCACCAUGAACCACGUUCCUACGGUGCUGGAGUCGCCUGACGGCGUGCUGGGAGGCGGGGACAGUGAGACCAGCAGCCCCCUGUUUGGAGGCCGAGCCCCGGGGUCAGGAACUGGGACUCUGGGCAGCGAGCAGGCCUCCAGCCCAGGAUCAAUGUAUUCCUCCACCGGUCCCUCCAACAGCCUGACAUGGGGAACCACCUUCAGCGGCUCGUCCGUGCCGAGCAGAGAGGGCACCCUGGGUGGGCACUGUGGGGCAGGCAGCGUGGGAUUCCCCUCAGUCAGCAGCAUGCACACCAGCAGCGAGUCCAUCGACAUGAGCCUGAGCAGCGCCGGCGGACUCGGGACACACCGGGAGGACACCAUCUCUGCUCUGGGUCGCGCUGGGAGCGUCAAGACCGGCAUGUCAGAGAGUCCCCUCUCCUCGCCCUCCGCUAGCCCCAUAUUCAGCCGAAACACGCUACCUCGGAGGCAGGACAGCGGGCCACAUUGUGGUAGAAACACUCUGCCUAAGAAGGGAUUCAGGUACGGUCCGUCUCAGCAGCUGCGAGGUCAUGAGGACCGUGAUUGGCUGCGCUCCCACUCCACCAGUGGGCUGCAGGACUCUGCCAGUAACUCACCGUUCUCCCCCGGCUCCAGCCUCACCUCACCCUCUGGGACUCGCUUCAACUUUGGACAGCUGGCAUCCAGCCCAACCUCUGCAGGUCAGAUCAACCUCGCUGGUCUGCGCAACAACAGCCUGACCAAUCAGGACGCUCCUUUUGACCCGUGCAGCGACAGUCGACUGAGAAACUCCUGCAUGUCGCUGGAUGAGAAGACUCGCACCAUGAGCCGGUCGGGAUCUUUCAGGGACGGCUUCGAAGAAGUUCAUGGCUCAUCUCUGUCUUUGGUGUCCAGCACUUCUUCCAUUUACUCCACGAACGAGGAGAAGUCUCAGUCGGAGAUUCGAAAACUUCGCCGGGAGCUGGAUGCCUCCCAGGAAAAGGUUUCCGCCCUCACCACUCAGCUGAGCGCCAAUGCUCACCUGGUUGCAGCGUUUGAACAGAGUCUGGGCAACAUGACCAUCAGGCUGAAGAGUCUAACUCUGACUGCAGAGCAGAAGGACUCUGAGCUGAAUGAGCUGAGGAAGACCAUCGAGCUACUGAAGAAGCAGAACGCUGUUGCUCAGGCGGCCAUUAACGGAGUCAUCAACACACCUGAACUUGUACCCAAAGCAGAUCGGACAGCUGGCAGUAAUGGUGCGAUGCAGCAGCAGCAGAAUCAGCAGCCAGACCUGCGCAUCAGGCGGCAGCAUUCCUCCGACAGCGUCAGCAGCGUCGCCAGCGCCACCAGCCACUCCAGCGUGGGAUCCAACAUGGACGCAGACGCAAAGAACAAAAAGAAGAACAAAAAGAACUGGGUCUACGAGCUGCGCAGCUCCUUUAAACAAGCGUUCACCAAGAAGAAAUCUCCCAAAUCCGCCUCGUCUCACUCAGACAUCGAGGAAAUGACGGACUCAUCCCUGCCAUCCUCCCCCAAACUGCCUCACAACAGCACUUCGGCCUCCAGCCACAUCCUCAGGAACACACACUCCAACACUCUAUUGUCGGAGUGUUUGGACAGCGAGGCCGAGACGGUGAUGCAGCUGCGGAGUGAACUCAGGGAAAAGGAGAUGAAGCUGACCGAUAUCCGCCUGGAGGCCCUCAGCUCGGCGCAUCAGCUGGACCAGCUUCGGGAGGCCAUGAACCGCAUGCAGCUGGAGAUUGAGAAGCUGAAGUCAGAGAAUGACCGCCUGAAGCUGGAGAGUCAGGGCAGCAGGACGGGAUCGCAGGCGUCCAUCUCGGCGUCUCCUCCGCCUCACACACAGAGCCAGAGCGCGGGCCCCGCUGCGGGCCUGUCCCAGCACAGCCUCAACCUUACCACCAGCGAGUCGACCAGUCUGGAUAUGCUGCUGGAAGACACGGGUGGAGAUGGUGGGAUGAGGAAGGAAGGUCGACACGUAAAGAUCGUUGUCAGCCUCGACGAAGAGAUCAAAUGGGGGGAGGAGAGUCAAUCUCGCCACUUCCUGAUUGGUUGCAUCGGAGUGAGCGGCAAAACGAAGUGGGAUGUUUUGGAUGGAGUGGUCCGACGCCUCUUUAAGGAGUACAUCACCCAUGUUGACCCGGUGAGCCAACUCGGCCUGACCACAGACAGCGUUCAGGGUUACAACAUCGGUGAAAUCCAUCGGCCCAGCAGCUCCAGUACGGCCAGUACGCCUGAGCUGCUGCCCUGCGGCUACCUGGUGGGAGACAACACCAUCAACAUCCAGCUCAAAGGUGCGAGCAGUGAAAACGUCGACUCUCUCGUGUUUGACACAUUGAUCCCGAAGCCGAUGCUGCAGCGCUACGUCUCCCUGCUGAGGGAGCACAGACGGGUCAUCCUGUCCGGGCCGAGCGGCACCGGGAAGACCUACCUGGCCAAUCAGCUGGCGCGGCACCUUCUGCUCCUCGAGGGCCGACCUCUGACCCCGAACGCUGUCGUCACUUUCAACGUGGAUCACAAGUCCAGCAAGGAACUUCGUCAGUACCUGUCAGGAUUAGCCCAGCAAUGCAACAGUGUUUCUGGGGAAGACAGCCCCCUGGUGGUCAUUCUGGACAACCUCCACCACGUCAGCUCUCUGGGAGAAAUCUUUAAUGGCCUCUUCAACUGCAACUACCAGCACUGUCCUUACAUUAUCGGCACCAUGAGCCAAGCCACAUCUUCAGCUCCAAACCUGCAGCUUCAUCAUAACUUCCGGUGGGUCCUGUGUGCCAACCACACUGAGCCAGUAAAGGGAUUCCUUGGUCGUUACCUGAGGAGGAAGCUAAUAGAGAUGGAGAUCGGCAGCCGGACCCGAAACGCAGAGCUGGUGAAGAUCAUGGACUGGGUGCCGCGGGUUUGGCAUCAUCUGAACCACUUCCUGGAGACUCACAGCUCCUCUGACGUCACAAUCGGACCCCGCCUCUUUCUGUCGUGCCCCAUGGACGUGGAGGGAUCCAGGGUUUGGUUCACUGACCUGUGGAAUUACUCCAUCAUCCCCUACAUGCUGGAGGCCGUACGCGAAGGACUGCAGCUGUACGGCCGCCGGGCAGCGUGGGAGGAUCCAGCAGCCUGGGUGAUCGACUCGUACCCCUGGUCAUCGACGCCACCUCCGGGCGACUGGCCACCGCUGCUGCAGCUCCGCCCAGAAGAUGUCGGCUUUGACGGCUACUCUGCACCAAGAGAAGGAGUCAGGAAAGAGCCGCCGCAAAGCGACAGCGAUGCAGAUCCACUGAUGAAUAUGCUGAUGCGCCUGAAGGAAGCGGCGACGUCAUCGAGCCCGCAGAGCUACGACAGCGACUCCAACAGCAACAGUCACCAUGACGACAUCCUCGACUCAUCGCUGGAGUCGACCUUAUGACAUCGCAGAAGCACAAAAGCUUGACUAUUUCUACUCCGUUCUCACCGUAAUGAGAACUUCCUGGCACAAAAUGCAGCCACAUUUAUCUGGGUGCAGGUAACCCAAGUGUUUUUAAAAAAGACACGUUUCUUCAGCACUGCCGUGAUUUUUAAAAUUUUUUCCUUCACCGCCGUGGCCCUUGGUUCCUCUGUCAGGAGUCUGACGUCUGCUUCAGCAGAAAGUAGAAGCACACAGCCUGUGCCUGUUGAUGAGGCGUCCCUGUUACCAUCAUCAUGAGUCAACAGUUUACUUUAACACCAGCCAAGUGAUCGGCAUCCUCCCCCGUGCUGCAGCGCACUGGACCCGCCUGCAGGUGGCGAUCCAACCCAUGCUCUCUUGCACUGUGAGCCAGCGCAGCGACCCACUGCUGGACGAUGAACAAUCAGCUCGUCCUCUGCAGACCAAACCAGCCAAAGUGAAUUUUCAGUUCAAAACACAACAUUUUCUUUCUGAAAAUACACUGCAAAAAAGUUUAUUUUUGGUUUAGCUUUUAUUAA
Xiphophorus hellerii (green swordtail) is the source of this 8490-nucleotide messenger RNA. It is a transcript of the gene nav2a, whose product is annotated as neuron navigator 2a. The transcript is spliced from 41 exons. Gene Ontology annotation, biological process: neurogenesis; nervous system development. The coding region runs from base 533 to 7954 and encodes 2473 amino acids. The record is from RefSeq and is a predicted model, not a curated record. Lineage: Eukaryota; Metazoa; Chordata; Actinopteri; Cyprinodontiformes; Poeciliidae. Gene Ontology annotation, molecular function: ATP hydrolysis activity; protein binding.